UCCAUGGCUCCUUCGAACUUGCUACUGCUCCGCUGUUAUCACAGAACACUGUGAUUGCAGUGGGCAAACUCGGUACCACAUCAAGGUCGAGGAGAAAAUUCCUGAGCCAGACAGCUUCUUUCGCUGUCUCUGAGGCAGCUACAUACUCAGCCUCCAUGGUUGAGUCCGCCACGCAUUUCUGCUUGACACUCCUCCAUACUAUGGCUCCUCCUCCUAAAGUAAACACAAACCCUGAGGUUGACUUGCUUUCGUCCCGGUCUGCCUGGAAGUCAGAAUUGGUAGAUCUGUGUGCCUUAGUAAUCAGUCAGAAUGUUAUCACGUGUUCAAUAAUGUUAAACUUUCUCAAUGUUCAGAUGCCGCCACGUAGGGAACCCGAUCAUCGGUCUCCUACUCAGGCUACUGUAGUCGCACAGUUCCGCGACUAUCACGCUGAAAAGUUCUCAGGGCAGGGAGAUCCCCGCAUCGUAGAUGAAUGGAUUAAGGGCCUGGAGUUUAUCUUUGAGGUCAUGGACUGCCCCGAUAGAUAUCGCGUAAUCUGCGCUCAGCUUCAGCUCACCGGUGAUGCUAGGCUCUGGUGGAACGCCUACUGGAGCAUGCAUCCCGGUGAAAAAGCGGGAUGUACAUGGGACAUGCUUAAGGAGCUAGUCCGCGAAAAGUAUUACCCCUCCUACUAUCGGGCAGAGAUGGAGCGUCAGUUCUUAGCGCUCCAGCAGGGCACUCGUACGGUUGAUGAGUACGAGCGAGAGUUUACUAGACUUGCAGCUUUCGGGAAGGGCGCACAGACUGACCGGAGGACCCGACAGAGACAGCAGCCGGUUCCACUAUGCCCGACUUGCGGACGACUUCAUCAGGGAGAGUGCCACAUGGGUCAGGACAUCUGCUACUACUGCCACGAGCCUGGACAUUUUGCGAGUCGCUGUCCGAAGAGACUUCAGCAGCAGCCCCAGCAGCCUCAGCAGCCGCCACAGCAGCCGCAACCACGUCAGCAAGCGCAGAGACUGCCUGAUGAAGGAUCGGAUGUUCAU
This is a messenger RNA of Striga hermonthica, 1025 nucleotides long. NCBI's taxonomy places the organism in Eukaryota, Viridiplantae, Streptophyta, Magnoliopsida, Lamiales, Orobanchaceae. The record is from the annotation of a GenBank genome assembly.